Messenger RNA from Cutaneotrichosporon oleaginosum, 2526 nucleotides. RefSeq lists its product as uncharacterized. Gene Ontology annotation, biological process: regulation of GTPase activity; signal transduction. Gene Ontology annotation, cellular component: cytoplasm. NCBI's taxonomy places the organism in Eukaryota, Fungi, Basidiomycota, Tremellomycetes, Trichosporonales, Trichosporonaceae. The record is from RefSeq and is a predicted model, not a curated record.
CCCCCCCCCCCCAAACCAGUCCUCUGGUCGCGCAGGCUCUGACGGACGGCGAUCCAGCGGCGGCACCGUUCAAGAGUGGAGCCUGGCACCCCCUUCCCCUCUUUACCCCUUGCUCUUCAAACUCACACUCACGACUGGUGCACGCGCUGCACGUCUCACCCAGCACCCAGUUGCAGUCCAGUCAUCCCCCCCCUCUCUCUCUCUCCUCCAUCAACUCUUCAAUCUCCAACAACAACCCCACUGCAUCCUCCUCUCGGCCCCCAUCGCUGUCGCCGACAUGGACAACUAUCCAGAAGGCGUCUACGGCGGGUCAGAACUCGACUACCGAUCUCGAUACCCUUCAGUGGGCUACUCAUCGGACCCAGCACCUCAGAACUCGGGACAGCCAACACCUCCACCACUUCUCAUGCACGCGUCUUCAUCUUCGAACGGCGGCGGCGUCACAUCACCCUCUGAUCAGGUGUCUAUUGGGUCAAGCACGGUACCAACCCCCGGCCCCGGGCAACCGGGCCCGCGUCGUAUGUCGACGUCGUCGCGUUUCGAGGACAAGGAUGAGCCGCCCAUGACCUUGGAUGAAGGCAUUCUGAACGCACUGUACGACAUGGACUGUGCACUGCCUCUUCUUGCAGACCGAAUAAAGCAAAGCAUUGCAUCAUGCAAGCAAGUGGGAACCUUUUUCAGACAACGUGCCGACAUCGAGGAAAAGUACGCACGAAGCCUUAUGGACGGCGCACGCACCUCGAACGAUGUUUACGCCAAGGCAGACUGCAAGGCUGGCACCUUUGUGGCUUCAUAUCAGGCUGCUCUGCGACUGCAAGAUCAGUUGGGGCAGAAUCGAAUGAGAUUCUCGCAGCGGUUGAACGAGAUGAGCGAGGAAAUGUUCACUUUGAGUCGAGAAGGAGAUCGGCAUCGCAAGCAGCACAAGGACAAUGGCACACGGUUGCAGAGUACCUUGCAGGAUAGCGAAUCGGUCAUGGACAAGGCCAAGGCGCGCUUUGAUCAGACGGCCGAGGAGUUGGAACGCAUUCUGGUAGCAAAGGAAGGAGAAAGCUUCCGCGAUGCGGGCAUGCGCUCGACUAACGCUGCGAAUGCGGCAGCAGGGAACGGUCUUCCACCCACCGGCGGCAAGAAGGGCAUUGGGAAGGCGAUGACCAAGGGCUUGUUCAAGGGCAAGAACCCAGCGCAGAUGGCCAAACAUGAGGACGAUGUACGCGCUCGCAUGACGCUGGCGAGUGAAGCUUUCCGCAAGGCGUGUGUCGAUAGCCAGAAGUUGCGCAAAGAGUAUUUCGAGACACAUUUGCCCAAGAUCAUUCGCGCUCUUAAAGACUGCGCAGACGAGCUCGACAAUGGGAUGCAGUAUCACCUUACGCGGUACGCGUACAUGUAUGAGUCGACGGUGGUGCAAGAGGGUAUCCACCUCAGUCCGCGUGACCCAGAAGAAGCGGGUAUGAAGGCCACCUUUGACUCGAUUGACAACCGUUCCGACUUCAAGGCAUAUAUGCAAAACUACGCUGUUGCCCGUAACACACCCAGAGGGCCCCGCCGCGCUGGAUUGUACGAUGAAGGCUACGUUCCAGCAGUGCCCCAUCUUCAACAGCAACAGGAGCAGCAAUCGUCGACACAACAACAACAGGUGCAGCUGCCAUCCGCCCACUCAUCCUUGGUGUCCCAAGCACCUCCCCAGUUGCCACCCAUCUCGAACGGGAACGGCAGUUUGCCUCAGCCCCCAUCUCAGGGCGGGCCAUCGCCAGCGUCGACUGCGGACAUGUACGUCAGUCCGGGCAUUCCGGCCAGCUCGGGGGCCACCUUUGGUGUGGACCUCGGGGACCAGCUCGCUCGCGAUGGCACAGAGGUGCCAAAGGUGGUCGUCAAGUGUGCCGAGGCGAUCGAAGCAUACGGCCUCGACUCAAUCGGCAUCUAUCGAUUGUCGGGGACGACGUCGAAGGUGACGGCACUGAAGAAUGCUUUGGACAAGGAUAUAGACGCAGUCGACAUUAUGGACGAGGCAUGGAGCUCGGACAUCAACGAGGUGUCUGGCGCACUCAAGCAAUGGUUCCGCGAGCUCCCCGAGCCGCUGCUCACCUAUGGCCUGUAUCACGGGUUCAUUGAGGCGGCGAAGAAGGAUAAUGAUCGUCUUCGUCAUAUCAGACUACAUGAGCAGGUUAACGACCUCCCGGACCCCAAUUACGCCACGCUCAAGUACUUUAUGGGCCACCUCGAUAAAGUGCGCCGCCAUGAGGGAAUCAAUCAGAUGUCGGCAUCCAAUCUGUCGAUCGUCUUCGGGCCGACACUACUCGGCGCGCCGCCGGAGGAGGGCGGUCUCAAGCUGGAGGACAUGAGCUACCAGUGCAAGGCCAUCGAGACUAUUCUGGACAAAUACCAGGAGAUCUUCGUCGAGGAAGAGGACGAAGCCGAGGAUGGCGCUGCGCAGGCGCAGCAGUAGGCGGAUAGCAGACAGGUCGGCGUCAACAUACGACGCGUGUGUAUGUCAGAGUACAGUUGGAUGCACCAGGUGUUUCAUUUUUA